CUCAAUUUAGUGACGCUUCGUACGCUGUGUCGAUUGAUCGUGUUGUGUUCGUAGUCUUCGCGUGUGCGUUGUCGGUGUGCGUCUUUCCCCCUCAUUUUCUUAUGCCGCACAGUCAGCGGGCAGAGAUUGGAGCAAAUUUUCGUUAGGUGCAAUUCUAGAGUUACAGCUGCUGCGUGACAGCGGCGUGUCAUUUCGCGUGAUUCUUUGUUUAUAUUGUUGCGAAAUUGACAGCAGUCUCCGGGGGUACGGUUUUCGGGAAUAAAAGAAGUGGUGCCAUAUCGCGAAACAGUGUGACACAGAACGGCGAGAAGAUGCGUUCAUUAUGAAAUUAGUUGGCAAUAAACGGAGCCAUAAAGAAGUGUACGUUCGGCAAAGACAACGACCAGCUCGCGACAACACAGUCUAAUUGAGUGAGAAGGAGUGCUUGUUUUGCGAGAUAGGACUCUCUGGUGCAUGCGAGGGAACGGGACGCAAAACUUGUAGUCAGCAGCUUUCGCGUGUAAGAACAAUAAUAGCAACAGUAGCGCAGAGGCAGAUUAAGAACGGGAAGAAGUGCUUAAAUGUUGGAUUGAUAGAAAAGGAGGUGCACUUUCUUCGGCGCAGAGACAGAUCGGGAGGAGAAAGCUCCCCAGGAAGCUACAGCAGUGCGCCCUGUCAACCCAGCGGUGACCGAUUUCUUCUAGAAAGCGCAGCAGCAACCAAGAGCUGCAUCUGUGUCUGUUUACAGUCCAUUAGACAGACAGACGGACGAACGGGUUAUCGUAAUUGUGUGUCUCCACCGUCGCCGCCGCCGCCGUCUUCGAUCGCUUCGGUCGCAUGUUUGUGUUUAUGACACCUGUGUGAGUCACACACGGUUGGGCCUACUUCGUUCUGUAUUUCGCAGAAGCAGCGCCAAGUCGAUUUUAAAUUUUAUAACACCAACACAGGCGAACUUCUUCUGGUCGGUCGUGCCGUGUCGCAAGGCAAGGUGAGGCGAGGCGAAAUCGUGGUGAACGUCGUCGACGGUCGUGUGUUGCGACAGCUCUCAGUCUGUUUGGAGGACGAGGAAUCGCCGCGCGCGGACAGGAAGAACAAGAAGAGUGAAGUGAUUCUACAAGUUUUUAUAUGCCUCCACCAGCGCGCUGCUUACCGUUGCUGGUCCGUGGGCUUCGCCGUCGUUGCAGUGGUCGUUGAUGGUGUGCUGUUGCACACACGCUGCGCUUAUUCGCUCGAUUUGUUCGCUUGGCAGUAGCGCUGCCUGCAAAGUGAAGGUGACGUGAUUUUAUAACUCUCGCGCGCGCGGUUUGUCGUCUAGGUGCUGCACACGAAGUGAACGGUGAAGUGAAAGAAGCCCUCCGCUGCGGAUCGAGGCGGUACGCGGAGAAACGAAGGGACAGAACCACAACAACUCGCACACCACGAUCGUAGCAGGCCCGCCAGCAGUGAGAGAAACCCCCGUUGGUUGUUGGGCGGCGGGUGAAGAAGUGCACGAAGAAGUAACAGAAGCAGAUAAAUCAGAAGAGAGUGAAGGCGCAACAACUAAUAAUAAAAGCAACAUCAACAAAAGCGCUUUUAUUUCAGUCCAAACAAGUUUUCUACUUGCUCGAACAAGCAAAGGAAGAAACUAACGCGGGAGAAGGGAAACGAGUGGAACGGGGUGACUAAACCGAGCAAGCUCGGAUCCAAUCACGCAGAGAAAGGCCAGUCGAGUCAGAAUCGAAUCGAAUGUGAAAAAAUAAUAGGGUUGGAAAAGUGUUUAAAGAUUUAACCUAAAACAAAUAGAGGAAUCGCUCGUGGAAGUGAAGGAAUAUUGAGGCACAGAAGAAAAGCGUUUUGUAGUAAUUCUGAAAUUGAUGCGGUUGAGGCGCCGUAGAAGAGCAACAAGAAAGGUGAAAGAUCUUGAAAAGCGACGAGCAGUUUUAUAUUUAUAUCUGGUCUUCUGAAAACCUCCAAAAACACACGAGAGCAAAAACAGCAAAACGGGCACAGACGCGACUCGUGAUCCUGUGUGUAUCUCGUCGCGCGCCGCAGUAUUAGUGGUAUUAGCGAAAAUCGUAAAAAUAUCGUCGACUUGGCCGUCGACGUUUUCGAGUGAUUCGUGAAUAUCUAUCUCUUGGGCCGUUGUGCGGAGCAAGAACGACAACUCCCGAGAGUAGCCCCGCAGCGACGAAUCCAGCGACUGAGCCGCCUGCAAAUUAAUGAUAUUUUUAGGAGAUAGUGGACUGGGAGCCGGCACCAUUACGACAAGGUGGACACCGAUGGGUCCAGGGCCAACGGCUGGUUCGUUGGUCCCGGACGACACCAAUGGGUCCGGCGUGGACAGCAAACACCUGGACGUCGGCGACAUGAGCGAUGACGAUCAGGACCUGUCGUCGGCCGAUGCCGAGGGAGUGUGGAGUCCGGACAUCGAGCAGAGCUUCCAGGAGGCGCUGGCCAUCUACCCGCCCUGCGGCCGGCGGAAAAUCAUCCUCUCCGAGGAGGGGAAGAUGUAUGGACGCAAUGAACUGAUAGCCCGCUACAUCAAACUGCGAACCGGAAAAACGCGGACGCGGAAACAGGUCAGCUCUCACAUACAGGUCCUAGCGAGACGGAAACUGCGCGAAUUCCAGGCCAAAAUGAAAGUGCAAUUCUGGCAACCCGGCCUCCAGCCGAGCACAUCACAGGACGUCAAACCGUUCUCGCAGGCGGCGUACGGUCCGAUGGGAAAGACGGCCACGGCCGUUUCCGACAGCGGUCUGCAAGCGGCACACCCCUGGGAGGGCCGAGCGAUAGCGACGCACAAGUUCCGGCUCGUCGAAUACAGCGCCUACCUGGAGAUGCGUGUCGAAGAUACUUACCACAAGCACUUGUUCGUGCAUAUAGGCGAUCAGCCGGCCCACCCGCUGCUAGAGUCGGUAGAGGUGAAAGAGAUCUAUGACAAAUUCCCGCAGAAGGCCGGUGGCCUUAAAGAACUCUACGAGAAGGGCCCCAGCAAUGCGUUCUUCCUUGUCAAGUUCUGGGCGGACCUGAAUACCAACGUGGCCAACGAUGCCGGCGCGUUCUACGGUGUCAGUAGUCAUUACGAGAGCAACGACAACAUGGUGAUUACCUGCUCGACGAAGGUGUGCUCCUUCGGAAAGCAGGUCGUGGAAAAGGUCGAAACUGAGUACUCCCGCUUCGAGAACGGUCGGUACGUGUACCGGAUCAGUCGGUCGCCGAUGUGCGACUACAUGAUCAACUUUAUCAACAAGCUGAAGCACCUGCCCGAAAAGUACAUGAUGAACAGCGUCCUGGAGAACUUCACCAUCCUGCAGGUCAUCUCCAACAAGGAAACGGACGAAACCCUGCUGUGUGUGGCAUUUGUGUUCGAGGUGUCAACGUCGGAGCAUGGCGCCCAGCAUCACAUCUACCGCUUGGUGAAGGAAUAGCAUGAAAUCCCCCAGCCCCAAAU
This is a messenger RNA of Armigeres subalbatus, 3409 nucleotides long. It is a transcript of the gene scalloped, whose product is annotated as protein scalloped. Bases 2178 to 3386 code for a protein of 402 amino acids. The record is from RefSeq and is a predicted model, not a curated record. Gene Ontology annotation, biological process: embryonic organ development; hippo signaling; regulation of transcription by RNA polymerase II. Gene Ontology annotation, molecular function: RNA polymerase II cis-regulatory region sequence-specific DNA binding; DNA-binding transcription factor activity, RNA polymerase II-specific. Lineage: Eukaryota; Metazoa; Arthropoda; Insecta; Diptera; Culicidae. The transcript has 8 exons. Gene Ontology annotation, cellular component: transcription regulator complex.